AAGUAAAUAGUCCCACUCCAGUUCGGUAGGUGUCGGUACUGUGCUCAGUGUCUGCAGCCAAACGAAGCUCAAGGAAAAGGAAGGACACCGGAACUCCAGAAAGAAACAUUGUUGAGCAGCAGCACGGUCAGCUCUCUGGUGAACAUGGGUCGCCACUUUGGAAACUUGGCUAAGAUCAGGCAUGUGAUCACAUACAGUCUGUCACCUUUUGAGCAGAAGGCUUUCCCAAACUACUUCUCCAAGGGAAUCCCCAACGUGUGGAGGAGAGUCACAGCGUCUUUCUUCAAAGUUGCUCCUCCAAUGACGGUGAUGUACCUGACAUACAGCUGGGGCAACAAUGUCCAUCAGGAGGGCAAGAGGAAGAACCAUGCUGAGUUUGAGAAUGAUGAAUGAACACCUGCCACCUUCAUGAAAGCUGCCCUCUGUUAUUAAAUCCAACUCUGUAUGUUUCACCAAUAAAGAUAUUUAUGUGAAA
Molecule: messenger RNA, 475 nt
Organism: Notolabrus celidotus (New Zealand spotty)
Lineage: Eukaryota; Metazoa; Chordata; Actinopteri; Labriformes; Labridae
Gene: uqcrq
Product: cytochrome b-c1 complex subunit 8
Exons: 3
Coding region: 145-393 (82 amino acids)
Biological process (GO): mitochondrial electron transport, ubiquinol to cytochrome c
Source: RefSeq, a predicted model, not a curated record